AUGGGUGGACAUGUAGUCGAUGUUUAUCGCUUUAACCUUUCGCAAGUAUGUAGAGAGAUCACUAGCCUAAUUGGACGCUACCCGAUCGUGGCCAUUGACACCGAAUUCCCGGGCUACUUCGAAGACCUCAAUCAACUUGUUCAAUUGAGUAAUGCCUCUGUUUCGUCCGAUAUCCUUGCCUCUCCAACCAACUAUCAGAAGCUCAAGAUCAACGUAGACGCUCUCAACCUAAUACAACUCGGGAUUUCUCUAUCAGAUUUCGAAGGAAAUAGUCCAUACCCCCACUCAACUUGGCAGUUUAACCUGGCCUUCGAUGAAGCCACAUCUAUAGUUAAUAAUGAGUCGCUAGAACUUCUACGUGGACAAGGAAUUGAUUUUUCCAAGCUUCGGCGAGACGGCAUCCAUCCAUUAAUGCUAUCAUAUGAGCUCCAGGUAAGUGGCCUUCUUUACAAUAGAAAUUUGAUUUAUCUCUGCUUUCACGGCUUUUAUGAUUUCGGCUAUUUAGUGAAGGCCGUCACAAUGCACGAUCUUCCCGACUCUAACAGAGAAUUCAACACCCUUCUCAAGGUCCUGUUUCCGGGGAGAUUAUAUGAUCUCAAGCAGUGUUGCUCGUGGAUCGGUUCCUUGGAGAGCCUGGCCGACAUGCAGGGUGUCCAGUACCUCGGUGUUCAGCACCAAGCAGGAAGCGACGCCUGGGUAACAUCUUCGAUCUUCCGGUCGAUGAUUCGCACCACUGGGCUUCCGCCGCAUUGUAUGAACAGAUGCAUUUAUGGACUUACGCAGAUUGAUGAGGACUGA
This is a messenger RNA of Giardia duodenalis, 798 nucleotides long. Its product is annotated as CCR4-NOT transcription complex, subunit 7. Gene Ontology annotation, molecular function: nucleic acid binding; poly(A)-specific ribonuclease activity. The transcript has a single exon. Lineage: Eukaryota; Fornicata; Diplomonadida; Hexamitidae. The record is from RefSeq and is a predicted model, not a curated record. Gene Ontology annotation, cellular component: P-body; CCR4-NOT core complex; CCR4-NOT complex. Bases 1 to 798 code for a protein of 265 amino acids.